Molecule: messenger RNA, 1093 nt
Organism: Penaeus chinensis
Lineage: Eukaryota; Metazoa; Arthropoda; Malacostraca; Decapoda; Penaeidae
Product: circumsporozoite protein-like
Exons: 5
Coding region: 74-1093 (339 amino acids)
Biological process (GO): sodium ion transport
Cellular component (GO): membrane
Molecular function (GO): sodium channel activity
Source: RefSeq, a predicted model, not a curated record
UGGCGCCUCAGAGGAGGAAGAGGAGGAGGCAUCCGUCUGUCGAAUCGUAUCCUCUUUCUUUGAAUCGACGUCUAUGCAUGGCGUUGGUCGUGUAUACAAGCGGAGUAGCCCAUUUCGACGGUUCGUGUGGCUCUGCGUGACCCUGACCUUCACCGUGUGGGCCAUUCAGCAGAUCUCUGUGGUGGCGUUCGACUACUCUCGUUACCCGAAGAAAAUCGACCAGCGAGUCGAAGAGGACACGAUCGUACAUUUCCCGGCCGUGACCCUCUGUAGCUUGAACCCGAUGCCUCAUUCGGCCUACCUGGAUGAACACAAUUGGUGGAGUGCAAUUGUAGAUCUCGAGGAACAGUACACAGAGCCGAAAUGUGAUACUCGGAAAGCUACAAAUAAGAAGAUGCUGUUAAUGAAAACGCAGUUAAAUACACCGAAGAAGCAGAAUAACGACGUACACAGAAGAGUGGGUGACACAGCCUAUGAAACCUCUGGAGGAUCCACUCAAGGAUAUGCCUCGACCACUGAGGGAAGCACGGAAGGAGACGCCGUGACCUCAGGAGGAAGCACUCAAGGAUAUGCCUCGACCACUGAGGGAAGCACGGAAGGAGACGCCGUGACCUCAGGAGGAAGCACUCAAGGAUAUGCCUCGGCCGCUGGGGGAAGCGCGGAAGGAGAUGCCGCGACCUCAGGAGGAAGCACUCAAGGAUAUGCCUCGACCACUGGGGGAAGCGCGGAAGGAGACGCCGCGACCUCAAGAGGAAGCACUCAAGGAUAUGCCUCGACCACUGGGGGAAGCGCGGAAGGAUAUGCCGCGACCUCAGGAGGAAGCACUCAAGGAUAUGCCUCGGCCGCUGCGGGAAGCGCGGAAGGAGACGCCGCGACCUCAGGAGGAAGCACUCAAGGAUAUGCCGCGACCUCAGGAGGAAGCACUCAAGGAUAUGCCUCGGCCGCUGGGGGAAGCACGCAAGGAUAUGCCGCGACCUCAGGAAUAACCACUGGAGGAUAUGACAUCUUUUUUGGAUGUGGGCAAGCGCCUUAUACUUCGGACAAUUGUAAUACCACAGAAGAAUGUAUGGGUAAGAUAUUUCUGUUUACUUAA